Messenger RNA from Elaeis guineensis (African oil palm), 1167 nucleotides. RefSeq lists its product as uncharacterized. The record is from RefSeq and is a predicted model, not a curated record. NCBI's taxonomy places the organism in Eukaryota, Viridiplantae, Streptophyta, Magnoliopsida, Arecales, Arecaceae.
UAUCAUCAUCAUUAUUUUUUAUUUUUCCCCUCUUCCGGCGCCCAUCACUUUAUCCCAACUACAACUAGGGUUGGGUUGGAGCGCUGGGCCUGAUGAAUGACGAGGAGGAAAGCUGUGACAUGGAGGCGGGUUCCGAGCCCCGGCCCCGGAGUGCCUCCGCCUACCUGAAUCCUCGCUACUGGGAUGAUCGUUUCGCGUCGGAGGAGCACUACGAGUGGUUCAAGGACUACUCCCAAUUCCGCCACCUCCUCCAUCCCCUCCUCAACCCCGCUCUCUCUGUGCUGGAGGUCGGAUGCGGGAACUCGCGGCUGUGCGAGGAUUUGUUCAAGGACGGCGUCACCGACAUCACCUGCAUCGAUCUCUCCUCCGUCGCCGUGGAAAGGAGGAGGAAGCGCCUGUUCGACCAGGACGUCCAUGGCAUCAAAGUGCUGCAGGCUGACAUGCUCGACUUGCCCUUCAGCAGCGAAUGCUUCGAUCUUGUGAUUGAGAAAGGGACCAUGGUAGGAUGUCACCUCCUGCUCUCACAUGGUGAUCCAUGGAACCCUCAUCCUGCGACGGUAGAGAAGGUGAUGAAAAUGCUUGAAGGUGUUUACAAGGUCUUGAAACCUGAAGGCACCUUCGUUUCGAUUUCCUUCGGGCAGCCACACUUCAGGCGUCCACUUUUUGAAGCCCCAGCUUUUACCUGGUCUGUUGAAUGGGACACAUUUGGGGAUGGAUUCCAUUACUUCUUCUACACCCUGAAGAAGGGUAGGAGGUCAUCUAACAGUGACGGACAUCAGAACAAGAGCUUUAGCAUACCAUCUAUUAGUUUGCUACAUGAAGAGCUGGAGAAUGAGGAUUAUAUUUUCCGCACCACCAUUGAUGAGCCAGAGAUAUAAAUAUCCUUUAAAGGGUGGAAGAAUAUAAUAGCAUCUUGACAGAAGAAAUGAGAAAAAUGAUAAAUAAGUAUAGAAACUUUCUUGUUUCAGUUUCGAGAGGGACUUAAUGAGGAGGUUAUUUUAAUUGGUGCUGCAGAAUUGGAAUUCAUUCGGUAGCAACAUGAUUCAAUAUUAGCACGUAUGCCACCACUUCUUUAGAAUUUGUGAUGUAAGACAGCUGUGAUGAUAUUAUACUUGGAUGGCAUGUUAUGGUCAAAAAUGGGAAUGCAAUACAUUGUUUUUGACUUUA